AAGUAGUUUACGUUCUUUGAUUCCAAAGCCAGUAUUGUAACUCGUCAUUUAGCCCUCCCCUGAGAUCACGGAAGUAUCCAGCUCUUGUCCUACACAACUUUUUAUCCUCGGUGAGUGGGACACUUUCUGCUGUCACCAGGAUGACUGGGAAGGCAAAUGGUUUUGUUUCACUGAGACCACUUGAUCAAAGUCAGCUUUCCUUUGUUUUCCUUUUAGAACAAAGACUUUGAGUUUUGAAAAAAAUAAUUUAAGGCAAACACUGUCUUUGUCUAUUUGCUUUGAGAAAUAAUUUGUCAGAGUAUCUGCUCUGUGCCAACAAGGUAAGUGUCCUGGAUUAUUCUUCUUUGCUGUUGUCUUUUUUUUUUUUUUUAAUGGGGAGAUGUUUCCAGAAACUGCUUUUUCAGCGGAUGAAUAUUCUCCUUGACAGAGCACAGCUGAGAUGGACCAACUUCAGGCUUCUACCUAGUGGCCUGGAAAUUCCAGUGUUUUUAUUGGCGGAGGCCAUUCAUUUCUGAUUAAAAGCUGUCUAGAAAUCCGACUCCUCAACCCAAAGGAACCCACAGAGUACCAUGGCCAGGCGAGUUGCAGUGAUUGGAGCUGGUGUGAGUGGCCUGUCCUCCAUCAAGUGCUGCUUAGAUGAGGACCUGGAGCCCACCUGCUUUGAGAGAAGUAAUGACAUCGGGGGACUAUGGAAGUUUACUGAAACUUCUAAAGAUGGGAUGACCAGGGUCUACAGAUCAUUAGUGACAAAUGUCUGCAAAGAAAUGUCAUGUUAUAGUGACUUCCCCUUCCAAGAAGAUUAUCCCAAUUUCAUGAACCAAGGAAAAUUUUGGGACUAUCUCAAAGAAUUUGCUGAGCACUUUGACCUUCUGAAAUACAUUCGGUUUAGGACCACGGUGUGCAGUAUAAUGAAGCGUCCAGACUUCUCUGAAACCGGUCAAUGGGAUGUUGUCACAGAGACAGAGGGGAAGCAGGAACGAGCUGUCUUUGAUGCUGUCAUGGUUUGCACCGGACAUUACCUGAAUCCCCGUUUACCUUUGGAGUCCUUUCCUGGACUCUGUAAGAUACCUCCAUCCCAAAAACUGAUGGCUGAGGCUACUAAAAAGGAACAACUCAUAGAAAGGGGUGUGAUGAAAGACACCAGUGAAGACAAACUUGAGUUCAUUCUGUACCUGGAUGACCUUGCUGCAUGCAUAGGCGCAAAGCCCAGUAUCCCUCUUCUGUUCCUCAAGGAUCCCAGGCUAGCUUGGGAAGUUUUCUUUGGACCCUGUACUCCUUACCAGUACCGCCUCAUGGGCCCUGGAAAAUGGGAUGGAGCCAGAAACGCCAUCCUGACCCAGUGGGACAGGACGCUGAAACCCUUAAAAACUCGAAUCAUUCCCGAUUCCACCAAGCCUGCCUCCAUGUCACAUUAUUUAAAAGUUUGGGGGGCACCUAUCCUCCUUGCCUCUCUUCUACUGAUCUGUAAAUCUUCGUUUUUUUUGAAAUCGGCGCCAGAUAAUCUACAGGAUAGAAUUUCCCCUUAUCUAGUAAGUAUUUGGUGAGGAUGAAUCUGAUUCAUUAUAAAAGCUGUCCCUAGCCACAUUAAUUCUAUCUCCAAAUAUUUUGUGCAUUCCUCCUCUCCUUUCCGUCUUAACUGCUAUCAUCCAAGUUCAGGUCCAGUCAUCUCUUAUCUGAAUUAUUAUACUGUCUUCCUCUUUGGUCUCAGUGCCUCCUUUCUUGUCUCCUUUUCCAUCCAUAUUCUACUCUGCUACCUAAGCAACUGUUCUAAAAUAAAAAUAUUGUCACUGUUUCCAUCAAGAUCUUGAUAGGAAUAAGAUGACACUCAAAUUAGGUAAUUUGUGGACAUUUUAAUAUGGAGGUGAUUACAAAAGGUUUGAGCAGAGUGUAGGGAAAUCCUAGGGAUAAUAAAAUACUCCCAGACUGGUAACAAUGAGGUAUUUUUACCACUCCUAGGCCUAAUGAGGCAAGAGGAGAAAACAAUUAUGAAUGAGAGAGAGAGAGACUUCUUUGUGAAGAGGGCCACCUCUCAAGAGUUAUGACCUUCAGAUGACAGAGGAAGGCAGUCUGUGGUAACCCCAAAGUACAGAGCUUGGGAAUAAAUUCUCUAACUUUAUUUUCUUCCCUCCCUCUCAUCCCCUGUCCAUGCUCCCCAAUGGCCUAACCCAACCAAAACUCAAAGGGCAAGGUUGCCGACUACUGUAGAUUGAAUCAUGUCCCUUCAAAAAGAUAUAUUCAAGUUCUAACCCCUGGUACCUAUACCUUAUUUGGAAAUAGGAUCUUUGCAAAUGUAAUCAAUUUAAGAUGAGCUCAUGCUGGAGCAAGAUAAGCUAGAUCCCAUAUGACAGGUGUCCUUAUAAAAGGAGAAGACAGACAGAGACAUGGUAGAACAUGGCAUGUGAAGACAGGCAGAGGUUAGAGUGAUGGACCUACAAGAAUCACCCAGCAAGCAAACACUGGCAGCCAGGGGAGAGGCAUGAACAGAUUCUCCCUCAGAAACUCCAGAGGAAACCAACCCUGCUGACACCUCGAUUCCAGACUUUUAGCCUCCAAAACUGUGAACGAAUAACCCACUUGGGACACUUCGUUUUGGCGAUCCUAGGAAACUAACACACGGACUGAUGUCAUCCAUGGAGGUCAGCCUUCGAAAGUACAGACUGAGCAGACAAUGGAGAGCAUAUGAAAAGGAUCCAGUGCAGACAUGUUGCUUUCCAGUUUAAAAUCCCUGAAAAUGUCUCUUUGAUCAGAGAUAAUGGUCCAAAUUCCUUAGCCUGGAAAAGGAGACCCUUUGUGAUCUGAGCCCAUUUGCCCGAUCUCCAGAAACCCCCAGCCUCACUUCAAACCUCCCAACCAAUACUACCAACCCCUGAACUGUGCCAUGCCUCCUCACUUUGGCGCAAGCUCUUGCCUCCGCUGGGAACUCCAACUGUCUUUCGAGAGACACUCAAGUAUCUCCCUCUGUGAAGCCUUCCCUGAAUCCUCAAAGCAGAGCUGGCCCCACUUUGUAAUGACUGCACCUCACGCACUGCUUUGUCAUUGCCCUUUCUCACUGUAGCAUAUAGUUGAUCCUCGAACAUCACGGGUUUGAAUGGAAUGGGUCUAUUUAUGCGUGGAUUUUUUUCUCAGUGACUACAGUAGAGUCCCGUAAAUGUAUUUUCUCUUCCUUAUGAUUUCCAUAAUAACAUUUUCUUUUCUCUAGCUGACUUGAUUAUAAGAAUACAGUCUAUCGUACAAAUAACACACAAAAUACGUGUUAAUUGACUAUGUUUAUCAGUAAGGCUUCCGGUGAGCAGUAGGUUAUUAGUAUAACUGUACUGUUAAGUUUGGGGUAAGUCAGAAGUUAUUCAGAUUUUUGGCUGUGCAGGGGUGCACUGUUUAAGGAUCAACUGGAAUAUUCUUUUUGAAUCUGUCUCCUAACAAAUGGUGAGUUACUGAGAGGAACCAUAUCUUGUUCAGCUAAAACACUGCCUGAUGCAAAGUACUGCUAAAUAAAUGAUUGCUGAUUUAACAGUG
Messenger RNA from Leptonychotes weddellii (Weddell seal), 3513 nucleotides. The record is from RefSeq and is a predicted model, not a curated record. Lineage: Eukaryota; Metazoa; Chordata; Mammalia; Carnivora; Phocidae.